CUUCAGUCGGCGCGCAGGCGACGUGGACACCGGACGGGCCUCCCGGAGCGCGGGGUCCCGCGGCCAACUCCAAGGGGAGCCGGAGCGCGCCGACCCGCUGGACUGCACGCGGCGGACGGCAGGCCCGCGGAGCCGGGCGCGGUGAGCUGACUGCUCCGCCCCGGCGACCCCCCGACAGGCUCGGCUCCCACCCCAGCCCCGCGCCGGCGAGGCUGCCGGGCGUCGGAGCUACUCCGGGCUGCCCCCGCCGCCUCCUCCCUCACCCGGCCUCGGGCCUCGGGAAGUUUCCCGCGGAAACGAAAGCGAAUCCUUCGGGUUACGCAGGCGUCCCAGGCCGGGCCUCCUCCCCCGCCCUUCGGAAGGGUCUUUGACUGGGGGGCUGGGGUCGCCGCGAAUUGCGAAGCAGUCAGAAGUGUUUCCGCGUCGUCUUAGACGUGUGCUGGCAAGUGGGAAAGAAGGGUUAACGGCGACGAAGGGGAGGAUGCUGUCACCCUAGGAGGCGUCUUCUGUUCGGUGGGCACAGCUCUGAGGGGAAUAAAAAGUUGUGUAUUUUUUGGGCAUUCUGAGCACUCAGAAGGAAACCAGACAUGUCCUUGGAUGACAUUAAGAUGAACUCCGCUGACUUCCUGCUGCAGAAGGAUCUGGACGGCGGGGGCUUCGGGAAGGUGUCUCUGUGUUUACACAGAUCCCAUGGGCUCGUGGUGCUGAAGAAGGUGUACACGGGCCCCAGGCGCGCCGAGUACAGCGAGGCCCUCCUGGAGGAGGGCAGGGUGAUGCACAGGCUGCGGCACAGCCGCGUGGUCCAGCUGCUGGGCGUCAUCAUGGAGGACGGGAACUACUCGCUGGUGAUGGAGUACCUGGAGAAGGGCGACCUCAUGCACGUGCUCAAGGCCCAGAUCAGUAUCCCUCUCUCUGUGAAAGGAAGGAUAAUUAUGGAGACCAUUGAAGGAAUGUGCUACUUACACAGAGAAGGUGUAAUACACAAGGACCUCAAGCCUGAAAAUAUCCUCAUGGAUGGUGACUUUCACGUUAAGAUAGCUGACCUUGGCUUUGCCUCCCUUAAGACGUGGAGUGAGCUGAUGAGAGAGGAGCUUACUGCGCAGAGGAGAGGGAACAGCACCACAAAGGACGGUGGCAGCCUCCACUACACGGCCCCCGAGCACCUGAACGACGUCAGCUCGAGGCCCUCGGAGAAGUCGGACGUGUUCAGCUUCGCCAUAGUGCUCUGGGCCAUCUUUGCCAAUAAGGAGCCGUAUGAAAACGCUAUCUGUGAGCAGCAGGUGAUAAUGCGCGUUAAAUCUGGGGACAGGCCAGAUGUGGAGGACCUCGCUGAGCACUGCCCGCGGGAGGCUAUCAGCAUCAUGAAGCAGUGCUGGGCGGUGGAUCCAGACGAUCGGCCGACGUUUGCCGGCAUUGAAGAGAAAUUUAAGCCGUUUUAUUUAAAUCAAUUAGAAGGACAUGUAGAAGAGGAUGUGAAGAGUUUAAAGAAAGAGUAUCCGGGCCAAAAUGAAAUUGUAAAGAGAAUGAAGUCUCUCCAAAUUGAUUGUGUAGCAAUACCUCCAAGCAGGUCAAAUUCAGCCACAGAACAGCCCAGUUCGCUGCACAGUUCACGGGGCUUCGGGCUGGGCCCUGUGGAGGACUCCUGGUUCGCUCCUGCCCCAGAGCAGCAGCAGCAGGACCUCCGACUGCACAGUAAACUCCAGGAGGAGGCCAACUACCAUCUGUACGGCAGCCGCAUGGACGGGCACACCGGAGGGCAGCCCGGGCGCAACGUGGCUGACAGUAGACAGGAAGAGAGGAGACGGAGGGUCUCCCAUGACCCUUUUGCACAGCAGAGACCUUCUGAGAAUGCUCAGAACCCAGGGCUAAAAGGCCUUGCUUACUCCGGUGCAGCCAGUCAUGGUAAUGCGGUACAGCAACCAACAGGGCUAACCAGCCAACCCCAGUUACUCUCCUGGAGAAAUGGAUUGUGUACCCCACUCGGUUUUGGAGCAAGUCCAGUGGACCUGAGAACCGCAGGUCCAGGAGUUUGGUAUGGGCCAAAUCCAGGCCACAUGCCAAGCCUGUAUAAAACGCCAGUGCCUGAGACCAACCUACUGGGAAACACACCCACCAUUCCAUUCAGCUCCUUGCCAUCAAGAGAUGAGUCUUUAAAAUAUAGCAUAUACAACAGUUCUGGCAUUCAGAUUGGAAACAAUAAUUAUAUGGAGAUUGGCGGAAUGAGUUCAGUGGUACUGGACAGCACGCACAUGAACUUGAAAGAAGGCCCAGCUUCUAAGUACCAAGAUAUCUUCGAUAAUACCACUAGUCUGACUGAUAGACACCUGGACCCAGUCAGAGAAAAUCUGGGCAAGCACUGGAAAAACUUUGCCCGUAAGCUGGGCUUCUCUCAAUCUCAGAUUGAUGAAAUUGACCAUGACUAUGAGCGAGAUGGACUGAAAGAAAAGGUUUACCAGAUGCUCCAGAAGUGGCUGAUGAGGGAAGGCAGCAAGGGGGCCACCGUGGGAAGGCUGGCCUAUGCGCUCUACGAGUGUUCCAGGGUAGACCUGCUGAACUGCUUGAUAUGCAUGAGCCAGAACUAAGCCCACAGGGGCUCCUGCAGCAUGAGGCCAUCUCCUCACUCGGUGAGCGACCCACCGAAAGCCUGCUGCCUCAGAAGGUUCAGAAUUCUUUCCUCACUGAUGUGGGUCCUGUGCGUAAAAAUCAUUUCCUGCCUUUCAUAGCUGCAGGAUGGGAAAAGAAAUCUACAGCAAACAACCCACUACACAGGAAGACCUAUUCAUGGCCAAGGUCCAAUCAAAAAAGAAGCCUAAUAGUGUUUUGAAAGGGAGAGAGAUUUAAGGGAGAUCAUUUUCUUUCAGAUUAUUCCAUAACCUUCAGUGAUGCUGUUCAUUCAGUUUCUUGAAAUUUUGCUUGAUCAAGGAAAAAACAAAAAAAUUCAGAGAAUAUAAACUAAAUCAGCUUCCUAAUUCUGCACUGUCUUCUCUACAUAGGCUCCUGUUAUAAUCGAAGCGCUGUAAAAUGCUGCGUUCUCGUCAAAUGGGAUUUUUUUGUAUCACAACCACAGUUCAUUCCAAAAUUACAGGGUCUCUUAACGUCAGGAUCAAAUUCUGUAUCAGUCACUACAGGCUUCAGGAAUUAUAUGCCGUCUGCACUCUGUAAAUUAACGGAAGCGAUUUUAAGGAGUACAAACAAGGGGGGGAAAUAGAGAACAAAAAUAGCAGACUUUCCCCGGCUGUCGUUGCGCAGAAUUGCUACUAAUUCUGACGAGUACGAAGGUUCUUCCCUAGCAUUCUGACACUUCAGGUACCUUUUCCAACCUGCGUGCCCUGAAGAAGGAGCAGGCGUGCUGGGAGUACUGACCGCGUCACCCCGGCGACGACUGGAGCCUCAGGGCGGAUCAGUGUUGAGCAGCUUCCUCAGUUUACCCCGGGGUGCUGUAGCAAUAGCUUCAUUUUUUCCUGUGAGCUGGGCUGUGCAAGGACCGGUUCCGCGCCUGCUCCUUGUGCCUGUAGCAGUCAGCCUCUCAAAGCCCACCUGAAACCAGGAAGGAGUGAAGGCACUCGAGGGCUAGGAGACUGACGUGACCAGGCCACCCAGCAUCACUGCCCGCCCUCUGCCCGGCAGAGCAGGUGUGCCAGUGUGCUCAGCCCUCCCGGGAGGGAGGCGCUCAGGGUGCGGUAAGGUCAUCUGGCUGCCAGAACAGAUCCCAGCGUUUGGUGGGUUCAUAACAGUAUUGUUGGCUCUGAUUCUAAAUCUCCUCCAGUCCCAGCAGAUACACACACACACACACACACACACACACACACACACACACACACACCACUGAAGUGGUACUG
Balaenoptera musculus (blue whale) is the source of this 3839-nucleotide messenger RNA. RefSeq names its product receptor interacting serine/threonine kinase 1 (gene RIPK1). Gene Ontology annotation, molecular function: JUN kinase kinase kinase activity; protein binding; ATP binding. Gene Ontology annotation, biological process: signal transduction; protein phosphorylation. The transcript has 12 exons. NCBI's taxonomy places the organism in Eukaryota, Metazoa, Chordata, Mammalia, Artiodactyla, Balaenopteridae. The record is from RefSeq and is a predicted model, not a curated record. The coding region runs from base 588 to 2582 and encodes 664 amino acids.